Capsella rubella is the source of this 1788-nucleotide messenger RNA. Its product is annotated as transcription factor PERIANTHIA. The transcript is spliced from 11 exons. Gene Ontology annotation, molecular function: DNA-binding transcription factor activity; sequence-specific DNA binding. Gene Ontology annotation, biological process: DNA-templated transcription; regulation of DNA-templated transcription. The record is from RefSeq and is a predicted model, not a curated record. Bases 236 to 1600 code for a protein of 454 amino acids. NCBI's taxonomy places the organism in Eukaryota, Viridiplantae, Streptophyta, Magnoliopsida, Brassicales, Brassicaceae.
GUCUAUAUAUAUAAUUCGUAUUUGUUUUAUAUCAAAUGAUGAAUCCUACAGCCGUACUGAUUCGCCAUCUUUUCACCUCUUUAAUGAGUUUUUCUUUUCUCCCUUUUUUAUUAACUUCACUUUCUUUCUUCUUCCUCUUCUGAAAACCCAACUCUAGAAGAAAGCUCAGUUCUUUCUUUACUUUUUUUUUCUGAUUUUGUUGGUGUUGUCUUCUUCUACUACUUCUUCUUUAACAAUGCAGAGCAGCUUCAAGACCGUUCCUUUCAACCCUGAUUUCUACUCUCAGUCCUCUUACUUCUUCAGAGGAGAUAGUUGUCUUGAAGAUUUUCAUCAACCAGUCAAUGGGUUUCACCAUGAUGAACCUAUCGAUUUAAGUCCAAAUGUCACUAUUGCUUCGGCCAACUUACACUACACGACGUUUGAUACGGUAAUGGAGUGUGGUGGCUUGAGGGAGAGGCUUGAAAGAGAAGAUGAGUGUUUGGAUACAGAGCAGUUAGUGUACCAGAAAGAGACAAGGUUAGUAGGAGGAGGAGGAGGAGGAGGAGGAGGAGGUGAAGUGAACAUCAGUUUAGAGAAUUGGUGUGAUUCGGUUUCAGCUAUGGCUGAUAACAGUCAACAUACUGACACUUCCACAGAUAUUGAUACUGAUGACAAGACUCAGUUAAAUGGAGUUCGACAAGGGAUGGUUUUGGCUACAAAUUGUUCAGAUCAAUCCAAGGUGAAAUCUAGUGAACAAAGGACACUUCGUCGACUAGCUCAGAACCGGGAAGCUGCUAGGAAAAGUCGACUAAGGAAAAAAGCAUAUGUUCAGCAACUUGAGAAUAGUCGAAUCAGGCUUGCGCAGCUGGAAGAAGAGCUUAAACGAGUUCGCCAACAGGGAAAUUUGGCUGAGAGUGGAGUUACAGCGGAUCACACGCAUUUGGCAGCUGGAAAUGGUGCCUUUUCAUUUGAAUUGGAAUAUACACGUUGGAAAGAGGAACAUCAAAGACUGAUCAACGACUUAAGAUCGGGUGUGAAUUCACAGUUAGGUGACAACGAGCUUCGCGUGCUAGUCGAUGCUGUCAUGAGUCACUACGAUGAAAUAUUCAGGCUAAAGGGCAUUGGCACUAAAGUUGAUGUCUUUCAUAUGCUCUCAGGCAUGUGGAAAACACCUGCUGAGAGGUUUUUCAUGUGGUUAGGUGGAUUUAGAUCAUCUGAGCUACUUAAGAUAUUGGGGAACCAUGUGGAUCCAUUGACUGAUCAGCAGUUGAUAGGCAUUUGCAACCUUCAACAGUCAUCUCAGCAAGCAGAAGAUGCAUUGUCACAAGGCAUGGAAGCUCUGCAACAAUCGCUUCUCGAGACUCUUUCCUCUGCUUCAAUGGGUCCAAACUCUUCAGCAAAUGUUGCAGACUAUAUGGGUCAUAUGGCUAUGGCCAUGGGAAAACUUGGCACUCUCGAAAACUUCCUUCGCCAGGCAGAUCUAUUAAGGCAACAAACUCUGCAACAGCUACAUAGAAUUCUCACCACACGGCAAGCUGCUCGCGCCUUUUUGGUCAUCCACGACUAUAUUUCUCGGCUUAGAGCACUUAGCUCACUAUGGUUAGCCCGACCUAGAGACUAGAGAAGCCUGUCAUGAGUCACCAAAGGAAAAGCAUAGUUCUGGUCUUAGUUUUUUCACAGUAAUAUAUUUUUAACUAAAAGACCAAAAGCUCUCUUCCUCUUUAGCAUCUUAGAUCAUCUGUUUAUUUAGUCGGUAGUGAAACGUUACUAUUCAGAAUCAAUCAAUCAACGUUUUUUGUCUUUUUUUUA